AUGCAGAACCCUGCUACUGUGAAGCGCCCUGUCGAGAAUGUGGAAGGAACCGUGCUCUUCCUCAAGAAACAGCUGCAAUGGACACAACAGCGGGAGUUCGAAAAGGUCGAUCUGACAGUCCCGCACAUUAUGACCCCAGAGUAUAGACAGCCCCUGAUCCAAUCUAUCCGCGUCUUGGCAGUCAAGUUUUUCGAAGUGGCUGCAAGUGUUGUUCAUGCACUCAUGGAUUUCCUCGGAGACUCGGAUAGCCCCUCUGCAUUUGACGCUGUCGUUUUCGUUUGCCUUCCACGGCGUCCUCUGUAUCCUGGAUGCUUGUCAGACAUCGAAACCACAUUCCAAGAGACCCGAAACUCAGUGCUUGGCGAGAUCCCCAUUCUUGCAAGCGAGCAGCGGUUACUUGACGAGGCUGGCGGCGAGGAGGAUAAAAUGGAGGGUAACAAAGUCGAAGGGAAUGGGCGGCCAAAGGUGCUUGCCAACGGGACAUGCGCAACGGAGACGGCGCUGGCUCAGCGAGAUUGGAGGCUGUCAACCAUUGAGAGCUACCCAGAUGUGCUUCCGGUCAACCAUACGCCUAAUACGCCGCAGAAUCUCUGUCUUGACUUUGCAGCGCUCGGGGACCUCAAGCUGGUUGAACGACCUGUUGUAUAUCUCAUAGUGCUUCUUGGUUUCCAGAGUAGCAAAGCUACAGUCAAGGUCUCAUCAACAGAGACGGCAGUCAUAUUCUGCAGCAUUUUAUGGGAAGGCCCUGCCCUCGGUGACUGCUGCGUCAUCUCGAACGACGUCCAUAGCGAUAUCAUAUUAAGCCUACGUAUUGUAGUGAAAUAUAGACAUUUAAUUACUCUCAAGGUCCGAAGCAUGUGGACAGAGUUUGAGUGGGAGAACAGG
Suillus paluster is the source of this 885-nucleotide messenger RNA. RefSeq names its product coatomer beta C-terminal region-domain-containing protein. The record is from RefSeq and is a predicted model, not a curated record. The annotation marks the transcript as partial. Gene Ontology annotation, molecular function: structural molecule activity. Gene Ontology annotation, biological process: endoplasmic reticulum to Golgi vesicle-mediated transport; intra-Golgi vesicle-mediated transport; intracellular protein transport. Lineage: Eukaryota; Fungi; Basidiomycota; Agaricomycetes; Boletales; Suillaceae. Gene Ontology annotation, cellular component: cytoplasm; COPI vesicle coat. The transcript is spliced from 8 exons.